AUGUCCGGUCAGAUUUCGGACAAAAUACGUGUCGGGAUGGCCGAACUGUACAACAUGAAAAUCGAAGGACUGGAUCAGGUCACAUUCACUGAGCCGUUGGAAUUCGAACGGCUACUGACCGUGCCCAACACGUACGCCGCGGCACCGAUUCGCGUGCGGCUCGAGUUGGCAUUCGACUAUUUGGAAGUGGAAGCAGAUGUCAAAGUUCGAUAUACCUAUUCUAAACGUCAGGUAGGACCGUGGUUGUGGGUGUGGGUAUGCACUGCGUUGAUGAUCACUAAGUUGGGAAUUGGAGUCGGAGGUGUCUAA
Molecule: messenger RNA, 309 nt
Organism: Echinostoma caproni
Lineage: Eukaryota; Metazoa; Platyhelminthes; Trematoda; Plagiorchiida; Echinostomatidae
Source: the annotation of a GenBank genome assembly